ACAGGGAGGGAGAGAAGUUAAGAGUCCACCUCUGAGCCAUUGUUCUAGUUCUUGAGUUGUGGAGACGCGUCGGGACGCGGCUGCGCUGCUCGGGUACCGGACGGCGGUCUGUCGUUAUGACGGGCUCCGGUCCGAAGCUCGGCGUCCUGCUGCUGGUGGCGGUUCUGCUGCAGACGGUGGUCGUCACCAUCACGGUGCUGCAUUUCACCUCGGCUCUGAACUCGAUGAAAGAGACCUUCGCCAGGAGCAGCGUUUCCUGUUUGACGGGCUCUGACCUGCAGAGCAUCACGGCCGUACGAGGAGAUCCAUGCUGGCAGGUCACUCAGCAGCUUCACCUGCUCAUCGAAAAGUCUCUGUCGCAGCGUUACCAGAGGCGGAUUUCAUCAGCAGUGAGAGAUGAGGUGUCCCGUGUGCUGCCCUCACUUGUGAUGGAGGACAGGGCUUCACCUCGCCCCAAAGUUGCCGCUCAUGUCACCGGCAGCUUCGUGCCCACACUGGAGCGCGACAGAGCUCCGGUCCCUGCUGGGCGACGAGUUCAGGGUCAGAAGAUCACAUGGUGGGAGGGUCAGAAGGGUCUGGCCUUCCUCCAGGACGUCCAGCUGCUGGAUGGGGAGCUGGUGGUGUCGCAGCCCGGCCUCUACUACGUCUACGCUCAGACGUACUUCAGGCACACCCACUCCCUGGAGGAGGACGGCGAGGAGGUGGAGGACAGGGGGAAACCCCUGCUGCAAUACGUCUACAAAAAGGUGAACUCCUACCCCGUUCCCAUCCUGCUAAUGAAGACCAGCAGGACGUCCUGCUGGUCCGGGGUUCCGACUUCUCUCUUACACUCCGCCCACCAGGGGGGGCUGUUUCCGCUCACAACUGGCGACCGCCUGUUUGUGACCGUGACCAACGCCUCCGCUGUGGACAUGGAUGAGAAGAGCAGCUUCUUUGGAGCGUUUCUCAUCAGUUAGAGGGUUGGUCGAAGGAAAUCAAGCUUUUGUACGCGUCAGCGUGGACAAACCAUC
Molecule: messenger RNA, 1010 nt
Organism: Fundulus heteroclitus (mummichog)
Lineage: Eukaryota; Metazoa; Chordata; Actinopteri; Cyprinodontiformes; Fundulidae
Product: tumor necrosis factor ligand superfamily member 10-like
Exons: 6
Coding region: 117-956 (279 amino acids)
Biological process (GO): immune response
Cellular component (GO): membrane
Molecular function (GO): tumor necrosis factor receptor binding
Source: RefSeq, a predicted model, not a curated record